AUGAUUUGCUUUAGCUUAACUGCGGUCGGGGAUCAAAGCUCAUCUCCACAUGAAUCGAGGCACGCAAGAAGCUCUGCUAGCUGGCCACCCACGAUAAUGUUGUCCAGUGUUGAGACUACAGCUGUACUAUUCCUCAAGUAUCUAGAGGAGCAGCAGGUACUGCGUAGCGCCACGGAGGUAGAAUGGACCGAAAAGAGCAGCAAGACUGUGGUCAUCAGCGCGAAGAUCGCCGAACAUGGGGCGACCGCCUUCAAGGACGUGGCAGACGAACUGGAAUUGAUAUUUGUUGACCUCAGCGGGGGGGAGAAGGUGAUGAUAAGCGUGUGUGGGGCCGGCAGCCCAAUAGCACAGGCUGUGGUGCGCUAUCAGGAGGACAUGGGGCUGCCGGAAGAGCUGCCCGCAAGCAACACGGAGGCCGCCAGUCUCUACGGAGCGCAGCUCCGUAACGUCUUCCAUGCGAAAUUUCCCCUGGAUAGGCCGGAUGCAGCACGCCCAGCGCAAAAAGCACAGCCCCGUGAUUACGACGCCCUCAGCGGAGGCGCGCCUCCGCCAAUCCGCGCGCAGGUUCCUGCACGCAGGCUGCCAGCAGACAUGCCUGGCUUCGAGGACGAGUACGAGGUUCUCUCCCCCCCGGCCGGCGCCGCGCAGCCGCUGCCUGGCAGCCCUGCAGGCUACGGCGACAGCGACCUGUAUCCAGGCGGCCAGAAGCGGCCAAACCCGUUUGACCCCUUUCCCGCGCCCAACCCGCAGGGCGGCAUGAUAUUCGAUCCGCGGCUACAACGGCCCACCGCCCCGCUGCCCUACGGCGGCCAGUUCGACCCCGCGGACCCCGCGGACCCGCGCAGGCCGCCCGGUUUCCUCCCCGGUGCGCGCUGGAACGCGCCCUUUGGCGGCCCCGGCGGCCCCGGCGGCCCCGGUGGCAUGGGCAACUCCCCAUUUCGUUAG
Messenger RNA from Eremothecium gossypii ATCC 10895, 945 nucleotides. It is a transcript of the gene FUB1, whose product is annotated as Fub1p. The record is from RefSeq and is marked provisional. The transcript has a single exon. Lineage: Eukaryota; Fungi; Ascomycota; Saccharomycetes; Saccharomycetales; Saccharomycetaceae. Bases 1 to 945 code for a protein of 314 amino acids.